CUUCUUUCCGAAAAUGCCCCUGCCUGUUCUGCACGCCGGUUCAUACAAAAAGGGCCUCACGGCACACAGCAUAUUUGCUCUUGCUCACUCGCCCGGUCGCCCCUCCUCUUCCACUCCUCGCUCGCAGUCGCAGCAAGCCGGGAACAACACGAGCAGGGGGAGGGGAAGAAGAGGAGACCUACCAUACCAUAGAUUCGGAGCCAGAUACUCAAUCAGUAUCCUGUACCAUUACCACCAGGCGCGCACCAGGUUACCAAAAUCUCGUGUGGAGGGAAAUGGCGCCCAGCAGCUACGAGGUGGCGGCUUCCAUCCUCCUCUGCGCCGAGGACAGCAGCAGCAUCCUGGACCUCGAAGCGGAGGCCGAGGAGGAAGCGCUACUGGCGCGGAGCGGGGAGCCCGGCGGCGGCGCGGAGUUCCCCGUGCCGUCCGAGGAAUGCGUCGCCGGUUUCCUGGAGUCUGAGGCAGCGCACAUGCCGCGGGAGGACUACGCCGAGAGGCUGCGCAGCGGGGGGAUGGAUCUCCGCGUCCGGACGGACGCCAUCGACUGGAUUUGGAAGGUUCACACGUGCUACGGUUUCGGCCCUCUCACUGCCUGCUUGGCCGUCAACUACCUGGACCGCUUCCUCUCGCUCUACCAGCUUCCGGAAGGCAAGGCUUGGAUGACACAGCUGCUGUCCGUGGCGUGCUUGUCCCUGGCCGCCAAGAUGGAGGAGACCUACGUCCCUUCGUCCCUGGACCUGCAGCAGGCCGGGGACGCGCGGUACGUGUUCGAGGCGAAGACGAUCCAGAGGAUGGAGCUCCUGGUCCUCAGCACGCUCAAGUGGAGGAUGCAAGCGGUCACCCCCUUGUCGUACGUCGACUACUUCCUCCACCGGCUCCGAGGCGGCGCCGCGCCGAGCAGACGCGCCGUCCUCCGAUCCGCGGAGCUCAUCCUGUGCAUCGCCAGAGGGACGCACUGCUUGGAUUUCAGGCCCUCGGAGAUCGCCUUGGCCGUCGCCGCCACCGUGGCCGGCGAAGAGCGCGCCGUGGACAUCGACAGGGCCUUCACCCACCGUGUACAUAAGGAGAGGGUGUCGCGAUGCCUCGAAGCGAUCCAGCAGGCCACCGCCACCAUGGCCCUGCCGCAGCCGCUGAAAAGUGAAGGCCCGAGCAGCAGCGGCCGCAGGGCCUCGUCUUCCUCGGCCACCGUGCCGCGGAGCCCCACCGGGGUGCUGGACGCUGGCUGCCUGAGCUACAGGAGAGCCGCCGCCGCCGCCGCCUCGCACGCGAGCUCCAGCUGGCGCGACGAGGACGACGACGACUGCCCCCCGGCUGUCUGCAGCAAGAGGAGGAAGAUUAGCAGAUGAUUAAAGCCAAUGAUGGACGGAUGAAAAAGUCAAGCGGUUUUUGAUCGCACUGACUGAAGGGUUUGGUUUGCUGUGGGAGCCUCCGACGCCGGAUUUCAACCAAAGCGCCUGAAAGGCAAAAAAGAGGCGCAGACAGCCAAAAAAAAGCAGGGCAUUUCGGACGUGACGGAUCCGGCAGGCACAAAGACGUAGUACGACGCCCGGGAAUAAAGACGGCCCGAAACGCAUGGUAGAAACGUACUCCGAAUUUCGUGAGCUUUUUUUUUUUUUGCAACAGUAGGCACUAGGCAGUCAGCCACCACAAAAGCCCACAACGGCAUCGCCAGAAAAAAAAAAGCAAAGGUUUUGCAGGUUGACAAAGCUGAGAGAGACGGGACGAGACGACUGAAAUAAAAGGUCCUCGAGACGAUGGGGAUUGGGCGUAGUUUGCUCUGUUUUGUAAUUUUGCGACCAAUUUCCGUUUGUAAAAAAAGGAAAAAUGUAAAAAGAGAAGAAGAAAAAACAAUUCUUGCUCAAAAAUUGAAAAAAAUUAAUAGCGGAUAA
Zea mays is the source of this 1889-nucleotide messenger RNA. Its product is annotated as cyclin delta-2. Lineage: Eukaryota; Viridiplantae; Streptophyta; Magnoliopsida; Poales; Poaceae. The record is from RefSeq and is a predicted model, not a curated record. The transcript is spliced from 6 exons. The coding region runs from base 276 to 1346 and encodes 356 amino acids.